UUUCACCAGCGUGACUCCUCUCCCUACUCCACCUUAUUAAAAAUGCAUUAGAUUUGUGUACGGAAAUGAGAAAUGUGUGGAAACUAGUUUCAUGCAUUGCACCAACAUACAGCAAAACAUACUGAACUAGUUCCAUAUCCUGUCUAGCAACUUAUUUUGUAUCUCUCUCUUCCCUGAUGCCUUUAAUCCUCCUCCAUCCUCCACUUGUUCAGACUGCAUACAACCCUUUUUUUGCCCAAUCCAUAAAACGGACUGUUACACACAUAUGCACCUAUACGUUAUUUAGGUGUAUAUUCCUUUUAAUCCGACGUAGAGACUGCGCCGGCAAAAUCGAAGGUUACAUUAUCAAGGUUUUCUUUCCUUAACACCUGCCGUGCUUGGUUUUGAAUAGGCUAUCAAAAAAACAACCAACUCUGCAGUCCUAAUAGCUCUCUAGGACAUAGAACAAGUCUUUCCUAAAAAACUUUCCGUCUCUUUUAUGCCCAAGAAGAAGUCACAUUAAGUUAAAUUAUUGAGACUUUCGUGCUGCUAGGAUGAGCGACCCCACGAUCUAAAUAAUUAAUGUGUAAUGGGUUAAAGCAGAGAGAGAACCAAACCAAACCGUGUGUAACGCUACAACAAGUUCAAGUUGAUUCCUUUAACAAAUUGUGGCACAAGAGGAAGAAAAGAUAACAUAAAAGAGGAGUUCUCCUACAUACAAAACUAUGUACAUGUGCAAAAUCAGAUUACGAUUUCCCUUUGCCACACGCACGACUUUGACUUACCCAAAGAUUUGCAAUUCUUUCAAAUAACUCUACAAGUAUAACACGGUCAUUAUUAUUAUCCGUCUACUGUCACGGUACGUAGUCUUACUGGGUUGGAACAACCAUACUACAUAAGGUUCCGUUAUUCGUCUUUCUAAAAAAACGCGUAUGUUUUCUGCACUAUGUGUUACGCUGAGGAAACCACGCUAACCACGCAGCGCAGUUGUUAUCUUGCAGGGGAAGUGAGCAAAGUUGGUUGAAGUUGUGCUGCAUGAAAUUUUUAUGGUGCUUCCUCGUCUAAACGCUACAAUAUAAGUCUGCUGCGCGCAAUCUAAUCUUGAGGAAUUGUAUUACAAAAUGUGAAAGGAAAUAAGAUAGUUUUAUCUUUUAAAAUACCAAUAAAAAUAUUAUGGUGAUCUCAGGAGUGAAAGGAAGUUGAGAGGAGGACUUCAAUAUUUGUAUAACCGGUUGACGAUUUCAUAAAUGACAUAAGAGAGAGAAAAAUUCCCUUUAAUUUGGAUUCAUGACUUCUUGGACGUUGAAGGUAUAAUAAUAAUCUGGGGAAAACUGUAAUUCGUAAUCUCAGGAAAAUGUCAUGAAGCAGUGGUUAGUGUUUGCAGAGAGCAAAAAUGCAUACUUUGUGUAUAAAAAGUAUAAAUUAAAUUAGACCUUGUUCUCUUCCUGUGUAAAAUUAUUAUCAAGAAACUUGUGUACCUCGCAACAAUACAUCAUCACAAUCUUACAUCUCUUACGACUUAUUCGUCCCCCGACAUCAUCAUCAUCAGUAUUAUCACAAUCAAUUCUCUUAAACAAUGUAGUUAUUAAAACAAUAUUAUUAUAUUAGUUACUCGGUGAACUUGACUGAGUUGACUCCUCGUCAGAAAAAGUGGUACUCAUUUCGUGCUUGACUAAAAAUAAGUAGUUUUUUUCCACGAAAUUAUUAUGCCUGCCGACUGCACAUCACUUUUACGUGGUCGAGGAACCAGUCAACCAAGACUUUUCUUCACCCUCUGUUUCAUCUUCUCUGUGGUAAUUGUUGUCGUGAUAGUGACAUUUCUAUACUACCCCCCGGACGGCGUCUCUGUUUCCAAUGGGGGUCACCACUCCUUUGACUUUGAGCAUCACGCGAGACGACCCGGUCUCCGUUCCGAGUUGCAUGGAAGGAGUCCCUCCCUCCACGAGUUGGACGGUGGUGGGGGCGACGACGCCGUAUUGUUGUCAUCCAUGGUGGUCGAUGGCAACAAUCAUAAUGAUCUGGACUACAAGAGUGGAGCAGUAAAUUUUGAUGGUACUCAACAAGAACAGCAUUCCGAAACCUCGCCAAGACUUAGGCACCAUCAUGCACAUCACAACCAUGGGGGAAAACCUGCCAUCAUAACUGUGGAGGAAGUGGAGCAGAGGCCGAUGUUAUCAAACGUGAUUGAGUCAAGGUUAUUGCAUUUCGACUUGAAGGGUGCUCCGCCAAAGAUAUCGUACUUGAAAGAGGUAUUGAAACUUGCAAAAAGGGCUGGGAUCAAUGGGCUCUUGUUAGAGUGGGAGGAUACAUUUCCGUGGUCAGGAUCCCUGUCUAAUUUAUCAAUGAUUGAGGGAGGCUAUACUCGUGAUGAGGUGGAGGAGUUGAUUGAUUUCGCCGAAUUGGUGCUCGACUUUGAAGUUAUUCCUCUCGUGCAGACUUUUGGGCAUGUGGAAUUUGUCUUGAAGGGAGCAGAGUUUCGUCAUUUGAGAGAAAUUGAUCAAGAUCCUCAAUCAUUCUGUCCGUCUAAAUCGGAGACGAUGAAGGUCGUCAGAGAAAUGAUUGAUCAAACUUUGGAGUUGCAUAAAAGGUCGAGAUUCGUGCAUAUUGGGUGCGAUGAAGUUUACAAUUUGAGGUUGUGUCCGAUUUGCACGGCAGCGUCGGAGUAUAAGGAAGAUCUGUUUCUGAACCAUGUCCGAGAGGUCGCAAAGUAUGUCCGACGCAAUGGUCGCAUCCCUAUAAUUUGGGACGAUAUGCUCAGAAUAAUUUCUGUCAGGCGUCUGAACGAGUCUGGAAUUGGAAAUUUGGUCGAACCAAUGGUUUGGGUCUAUGCUGAAGAUGUGGAUCGCUUCGUGGGGUGGGAAGCUUGGGAGAAAUAUGCAGAAAUAUUUCCUACAGUUUGGGGUGCAGGAGCGUUUAAGGGAGCGUUUGGCGAGACUCUAAACAUUCCACCGUUAAGUCGACACGCGGAUAAUACCGAUCGGUGGAUCAGCGUGCUUACAAGAGAAUCACCAAAGUGGAAAUUGGGCACGGCUGGACUGGUAUUGACCGGAUGGAUGAGAUACGAUCACUUUGCAGUUUUAUGCGAACUCUUACCAGCCGGACUCCCUUCGCUGAUUUACAACAGUUUGCAAAUAUCUAUCCCAGCGAGUUCUACAGCACGUAUUAAAAAUCGAGUAUUCAUGUUACCAAGUCAAGAGACUGACGAAUUCUCAAGCUCUUCUACUACCAAUAAACCUAACCCUUCAAGUUCUUCAGAAAUACCACAUGAUUACAACUUUAUAUCAUCUUCGGAGAAACCAAGCUCCUCAUCAUCUCGACAUCCUCCAUCAUCUCAACCCUCACCAUCUCACACCCACAUGUCGAAAAGAUCCCCGAACUACCGGCGACAAAUAGCUCACCCCAGAAUCUUAAUGGCAAAAGACCGUCUCGCACGGUUAUCUGCUCGCAGUGAAAUAUCUACGGGAGAAAUUUACGAUAAGUUUGACCACGUUGCGCGUGAAUUCUGUCAAAUCCUCAACUGUCCGAAUUACCACACCCGAUUGGACCAUUUACUCAAAGGUUCCGACACAGAGUUAAAUUUUGCAUCAAGAUGCAACUUCAGUGGCGUGGCAUUUUUCAGAUCAUUAUUCAGAUUAAAGGGUCUCCUCCACGAGAGCAAUGAGUUGCUGGCAAAAAUUGAGAAGAAACGUGGUUGGGUAACUCCAUACAACAUUCGACACAAUUAUUCCCUUCCACUCCGCGUUGAUGAAGUGUUAGCAGAAGUUCCCAGGUUAAAAAAUCAGCUUCAACUCGUAGUGAAAAGUAUUGAAACUAGUCUCAAGCCCAUUUUCAGACAGGAGGACGUUUUAGAAUGGAUAGAGCAGAAUGUUUGGGAUCCGUGGAAAGCAUUAGAGAAUUUAGAACUAGCUGGAAAUACUUUAAAGGCGAGGAACGUCUGGCCACGGAGACCGAUUCCUAUCCAAUGGGAAAUGGUGCAAGAUUUGAAGUUGUCGAGGGUAGAUCCGGAUGAGUUGUAGAGUGUUUAGGAAGCAUGCUGUGUCUAGGUCUGAUUUAAACAAAGCUAUUAAUCUUACAAGAAAAAAUGUUGUGUUCCUCUAACCAAAGCUUGCCUCUGCUAUCAAUUGCAGUACAAGAACAACGAUUACAUGUCAAUACUAUACACUAAAGUAAGUAUAAGUGCAUCAUCAGCAGUAUUAUUUUUACACGACACCUAUUCCACAAUGUAUAUAAAUACGUAUAUAAAUACUUGUAUCACAAUGAUCGUGUAUUCACACGGCACAAAACAUAUCACAAAAAAUCAAUCUACUAAUAAGUAUUUCUGCGUACCUUACCCGCAGCGUAGGGACCAUGAUUACAACAUGUUAUGAAACGUAAUUAUAACGACGAAACGCAUAUUUUCAGAAACCCAAAGAAACUUCCCUGUUGUAUUUUAAAUAUUAUAUUACCUGUUUACCACUUUUAUUAUUUACUGAAUCUCAUGAGCAUAGACUUGUUUAAUUGUUAACAAUUCCAUAAUACAGACUGGUUUGUUGUAUAUAUUUAUUGUAUGAGUUAUUUCUCGCAGUAGUGUGAGCACAGAUAUUUUUGUAUUUUUUUCAUCAAGCACACCCGUAAAUAGUGUGCACAAAUAUGUAACCUAUCCAUCCACUAUUGAUAAAGUACCGAUUAAAGGAUAAUAUAAGGAGGCAACUUGCUAACUAAACAGCUAUAUUUCCUUCCAACUUGGGCCUGGUGGUCGGUGUUACGUGACCUGAAGCUUGAAAUAAUAAGCUUCUUCUUUUGGCUAGGACUAUUUUUAUAGCCUAUUGCGAUGCGAAGUAGUAGUUAUGUAGUAAUUGAACGUAGAAAAAAUACGAAAUUGUUAUGUGGUAAUAUCAAUCAAACAUGUUAUGAUGUCAAACAAAUUGGUAAAGAAAAUAAUGAAAUGUUAUCGCUAAAUAAAAAUAUUAUUGUUGACCAGAA
Messenger RNA from Folsomia candida, 4941 nucleotides. RefSeq names its product hexosaminidase D. Lineage: Eukaryota; Metazoa; Arthropoda; Collembola; Entomobryomorpha; Isotomidae. Gene Ontology annotation, molecular function: hexosaminidase activity. Gene Ontology annotation, biological process: carbohydrate metabolic process. The record is from RefSeq and is a predicted model, not a curated record. Bases 1686 to 3995 code for a protein of 769 amino acids. The transcript has 5 exons.